AGCGCGUCCCACGCUCCGACGCUGCAGCCGCACCAGGACCCGGACCUGCUGUUCCAGGUGGUGCGCGAGUCAGCCAAGAAGCUCUCGCGUCCGACGCAGGCUGACAAGCCUGAGGAGGAGGAGGAGGCCGAGCCCCUGCCCUCUGCCAUUCAGGAGCUGGGCGGCCUCGACUUCAGCGGCCACAUGCUCUACGGCUUCGCGGAGCUGAAGCGCCGCUGCGGCAAGCACAGGGCCGCGCUCGUGAGCGCAAUGCUGGACAAGCUUGUGGAGUACACCCACCUCCGCCAGCGCCUCGGCGAAGCAGCUUUGGAGGUGUCGUUCCUGGAGAGGGUGCUUCGGAUCCAGGCGCCCUCGUUCGGCGCCAAGCCAGAGAGCGUGCGUCCGGACCCCUUGCUGGCCGCCUCGGAGGCGCCGAGGAACUCCUGGGUCGACCCCUCUGGUCCCGCCUUUGCCGCCGGUACGCUGUGGGGCGAAUUGGGCUGUUUGGAGCUGGGCACGGCCCGCAGCUUGGCGCUGCAGUGCUCGCCGCCGCUGGGCCACGAGCUGUGCCUUCUGUGCCAGCAGGAGCUCGCCUACAGGUCCUUGGCCCUCUGCUGCGUGCAGUACAACGCUUUGCUGUUGGACCCCCAGCUGCGCCAGCAGGGCGUCAGCGAUGUGGCCAGCCAUGGGGUUCCUGGAGCGGUGUUCGCCAGCGACCCUGGGAUGGCGAUCUUGUGGAAGCUUCGGGAGACGUCUGAGCUGUCCGGGCCGCAGAAGGCGGAGCGUCUGAUGGCGCCGCAGCAGAGCCCGCCGCCGCCGCAGGCGUACACGGAUAUGUCCCGACACAGGCAGAUGUUCCAGACGCCCGCGGCCCUGCUGGCUCCGGCGCUGGCCGCCCUGCGGGAACUGUUCUUCGAGUGCACCGGCGUGGACGUGGAGAGCAGCGCGGACGAGCCGCAACUUCAGGAGAAUGGCACGAUGAGGUCCCUGUGGUUCCAGCUGCUUGGCUGCGGCUGCUCCUUCGCGCUGCGCGCAUCCUGCGAUCUGGCGGUGCGCAUCCAGGCGGUCUACGCCGCGUCCUCGGUGCGGUCCCUCGCCUCGUUGGUCCCAGCGUCUGCGGCGCUGUUCGAGUGCGCGCCGGCGGGGGCGCAGCAGCACCUCCAGAUGCCCUUCGUGCAGCGCGACGGGCUCGCGGGCGGUGCCUUUGUGGUGCCCUCCGACUUCGACCUCCUGCAGCUGCGGGGGGCGCGCCAGGUGGACGUCCUGCCCGAGAUGCGGGCGGCCCUGCUGAGGAGGGAUGCGAGCCUCUUCGACAUCGGGCGGUCGCUGGAGACGCCGUCGGGCGCUGCCGCGGGCGCGGCGGGGGCUCCCUGGAGCCCGUCGAGCUCGCCCAGGAGCCCGCCGGGCGCUCCGAGGAGCCCCGGGAACCCGCGGAGCGCCCUGGGCGCUCAGGAGGGCCGCGGGGGCGGCGGGCGCAGCCCCGGCAGCAGCAAGGAGCGCCGCAGGACGGCCAUCUCCGUGGGGCCCGCGUCCGGCGGCUCCGGCGACGCGCCCCCCGACGCCCUGGUCGGCGAGGAGCCACACCUCCGCAUGGCCUUCGACUCCCCCGCCCUGGCCGCGCUCGGGACGCUCUCGGAGCUGGCCGCGCUGGUGUCCCUGCGCUACGCCCUCGCCGCGGUGAGCGGCGCGCCUGUGACCCUGCUGUGGCUGCAGCGCAGCGCGCGCUUCCGGGCGGCGGGCGUGGGCCUGCCGGAGGAGGCCGUGGGCCGCACGGACCACACCGCGGAGGCGCUCGCGGAGAUGUGCGCCGAGCUGGCGCGCGCGGGCUCGCGGCUGGGGCGCCUCGGCGAGGGCGCCCGCGAGGCCGGCACGGCGGAGGUGCUGCGCAGCGAGGUCCGGGCGGCCCACGCGCCUGGCGCCCUCGCCGCCGCCGCCGCGGCCGCCGCCGGCGCGCGCUGGGGAGCUCCUGCUGCGAGGCUGGGGCUGCCAGGUGGUCGGGUCCCUGGAGGAGCACGAGCCAGAGCUCACCACGCUACACAGAGACAUGGGCCGCUACGUGCAGGAGAAGAACACCACCCGCGGGCCGCCGGCGGGCACCCCCUGCUCGACCGCUUCGUGCACCUGCUGCUGGGGCCCGCCGCCUCGCUGGCGCCGUGCGCCGCGCCGGGCGAGGCCUCCCCCUACGGCGCCCGGCUGCUCUGGAGG
This is a messenger RNA of Prorocentrum cordatum, 2184 nucleotides long. The record is from the annotation of a GenBank genome assembly. Lineage: Eukaryota; Dinophyceae; Prorocentrales; Prorocentraceae.